AAGAAGAAGAAAUCAAACUGGAGAUUAACAUGCUAAAGAAGUAUUCUCAUCACAGAAAUAUUGCAACCUAUUAUGGUGCUUUCAUUAAGAAGAGUCCUCCAGGACAUGAUGACCAACUGUGGCUUGUUAUGGAGUUUUGUGGAGCAGGCUCUAUCACCGACCUCGUGAAGAACACGAAGGGGAACACUCUGAAGGAAGACUGGAUAGCCUAUAUCUCCAGAGAGAUUCUCCGGGGCUUGGCGCAUCUUCACGCCCAUCACGUGAUUCACAGGGACAUCAAGGGGCAGAACGUGCUGCUGACGGAGAACGCAGAGGUGAAGCUCGUCGAUUUUGGUGUGAGCGCUCAGCUGGACAGGACAGUUGGCCGGAGAAACACUUUCAUUGGAACUCCAUACUGGAUGGCUCCCGAAGUUAUUGCCUGUGAUGAGAAUCCAGAUGCUACGUAUGAUUACAGAAGUGACCUUUGGUCGUGCGGCAUCACGGCCAUUGAGAUGGCAGAAGGAGCUCCCCCACUUUGUGACAUGCAUCCCAUGAGAGCGCUCUUUCUGAUACCCAGAAAUCCUCCCCCGCGGUUAAAAUCCAAGAAAUGGUCGAAAAAGUUCUUCAGCUUUAUAGAAGGUUGUCUAGUGAAGAAUUAUAUGCAGCGACCUUCUACGGAGCAGCUUCUGAAGCACCCGUUCAUACGUGACCAACCAAAUGAAAGGCAAGUCCGAAUCCAGCUCAAGGACCAUAUAGACAGGACCAGAAAGAAGAGAGGAGAGAAAGAUGAGACGGAGUAUGAAUACAGUGGAAGUGAGGAAGAGGAGGAGGAAGUGCCUGAACAAGAAGGAGAGCCGAGUUCCAUUGUCAAUGUGCCUGGAGAAUCAACCCUCCGACGCGAUUUCCUGCGGCUGCAGCAGGAAAACAAGGAGCGGUCGGAGGCGCUUCGGAGACAGCAGCUGCUGCAGGAGCAGCAGCUCCGCGAGCAGGAGGAGUACAAGAGGCAGCUGCUGGCGGAGCGGCAGAAGCGCAUCGAGCAGCAGAAGGAGCAGAGGAGACGGCUAGAAGAGCAACAAAGAAGAGAACGGGAAGCUCGAAGGCAACAAGAGCGUGAGCAAAGGCGGAGAGAACAGGAAGAGAAAAGACGUCUGGAAGAAAUGGAGAGGAGGCGUAAGGAAGAGGAAGAGAGAAGAAGAGCAGAGGAGGAAAAGAGGAGGGUAGAAAGGGAGCAGGAGUAUAUCAGGCGACAGCUAGAAGAGGAGCAGCGGCACUUGGAAAUUCUACAGCAGCAGCUGCUCCAGGAGCAGGCCAUGUUACUGGAAUACAGGUGGCGGGGGAUGGAGGAGCACCGGCAGCCAAAACCCCACUACGAGCCUGCUGAAAGAGCACGAGAGGUGGAGGAGAGAUUUAGAAAAACUAAUCAGGGCUCCCCUGAAGCACAGUCUAAGCAGAUGGGCAAAGUGUUGGAGCCACCAGUGCCUUCAAGAUCAGAGUCCUUUUCCAAUGGAAAUUCAGAACCUGCUCAGCCAGCCCUGCAGAGGCCAAUGGAACCCCAGGUACAGUGGUCCCAUCUGGCAUCUCUCAAGAACAAUGUUUCCCCUGUCUCGCGAUCCCAUUCCUUCAGUGACCCUUCUCCCAAAUUUGCUCAUCACCAUCUUCGUUCCCAGGACCCAUAUCCACCUUCACGCAGUGAAGUGCUAAGUCAGAGUUCUGACUCUAAGUCGGAGGUACCCGACCCCACCCAAAAGCCUUGGGCUAGAUCAGACAGUGACGAGGUGCCUCCAAGGGUGCCCGUGAGAACAACGUCCCGAUCUCCUGUCCUGUCCCGUCGUGAUUCUCCGCUGCAGGGCAGUGGGCAGCAAAAUAACCAAGCAGGUCAAAGAAACUCCACGAGCAAUAUAGAGCCUCGUCUGCUGUGGGAGAGGGUGGAGAAGCUCGUUCCGAGACCGGGCAGCGGCAGCUCUUCAGGUUCAAGCAACUCCGGCUCCCAGCCUGGCUCCCAUCCCGGCUCUCAGAGCGGAUCUGGAGAGCGCUUCCGGAUGAGAUCGUCAUCAAAAUCGGAGGGUUCGCCAUCGCAGCGCCAUGAGAACGCGGCCAAAAAGCCUGAAGAGAAAAAGGAAGUCUUCAGGCCUGUCAAGCCUGCUGGAGAAGUGGAUUUAACCGCCUUGGCGAAGGAAUUACGUGCGGUAGAAGAUGUGAGACCUCCCCAUAAGGUGACGGAUUAUUCAUCCUCCAGUGAAGAGUCAGGGACAACGGAUGAGGAAGAUGACGAUAUGGAACAGGAAGGAGCAGAUGAAUCUACUUCUGGACCUGAUGAUGUCCGAGCAGUGUCAACGUUGAACUUGAGCAACGGCGAAACUGAAUCAGUGAAAACCAUGAUUGUCCAUGAUGAUGUGGAGAGUGAACCAGCCUUGACUCCGUCUAAGGAGGGCACCUUAAUUGUCCGACAGAGUACAGUUGACAAAAAGCGCGCCAGCCAUCAUGAGAGCAAUGGCUUUGCCGGUCGCAUUCACCUCUUGCCAGAUCUCUUACAGCAAAGCCAUUCCUCCUCCACUUCCUCCACCUCCUCCUCCCCAUCCUCCAGCCAGCCGACACCCACCAUGUCCCCACAGACACCCCAGGACAAGCUCACUGCUCACGAGACUCAGUCCGCUAGUAACACACUCCAGAAACACAAAUCUUCCUCCUCCUUUACACCUUUUAUAGACCCCAGAUUACUACAGAUUUCUCCAUCUAGUGGGACAACUGUGACUUCUGUGGGAUUUUCUAGCGAAGCAAUGAGAUCAGAGGCAAUAAGGCAAGACCCCACGCGGAAGGGAUCAGUUGUCAAUGUGAAUCCUACAAACACACGACCACAGAGCGAUACCCCCGAGAUUCGCAAAUACAAGAAGAGAUUCAACUCGGAGAUUCUGUGCGCUGCCUUAUGGGGAGUGAACUUGCUAGUGGGCACUGAAAGUGGGCUGAUGCUGCUAGACAGAAGUGGUCAGGGGAAAGUUUAUCCGCUCAUCAAUCGAAGACGAUUCCAGCAAAUGGAUGUACUUGAAGGGCUGAAUGUCUUGGUGACAAUUUCUGGUAAGAAGAACAAGCUGCGAGUUUACUAUUUGUCCUGGUUAAGAAAUAAAAUCCUUCACAAUGAUCCUGAAGUGGAAAAGAAACAGGGUUGGACAACUGUGGGUGACUUGGAAGGCUGUGUGCACUAUAAAGUUGUAAAAUAUGAAAGAAUCAAAUUCUUGGUAAUUGCAUUGAAGAGUUCUGUGGAAGUCUAUGCAUGGGCACCAAAGCCAUACCACAAAUUUAUGGCCUUUAAGUCGUUUGGAGAACUGGUACAUAAGCCAUUGCUGGUGGAUCUCACUGUGGAGGAGGGUCAGAGGCUAAAAGUGAUCUAUGGCUCCUGCGCUGGCUUCCACGCUGUUGAUGUGGAUUCAGGAUCAGUCUAUGAUAUUUAUCUACCAACACAUAUCCAGAGUAGUAUCCAACCGCAUGCAAUCAUAAUCCUCCCGAACACGGAUGGAAUGGAGCUGUUGGUUUGUUAUGAGGAUGAAGGGGUUUACGUAAACACGUACGGAAGGAUCACGAAAGAUGUGGUUCUGCAGUGGGGAGAAAUGCCAACAUCCGUGGCGUACAUCCGAUCCAACCAGAUCAUGGGCUGGGGGGAGAAGGCGAUCGAAAUCCGAUCGGUGGAGACUGGGCACCUGGACGGCGUGUUCAUGCACAAACGGGCGCAAAGACUCAAGUUCCUGUGCGAGCGCAAUGACAAGGUUUUCUUCGCCUCCGUGCGGUCGGGCGGCAGCAGCCAAGUGUAUUUCAUGACCCUGGGCAGGACUUCUCUGCUGAGCUGGUAGAGUGCUGGGCUUGGGCAAGGAGAGGCUGACAUCCGGAGUCGGAGAUCUUCAUAACUCGGAAUUAUUUUCAACUGGAGUAGAGACCUGCACGGGGGCAGCACUCUGUGUCAAUGUGUGUGCAGGCGUCACUGGUGUUAGGUUUCUUUUUGUUUUUCAACUGAGGCUGCAAGGCAGCUGGUGCUGUAAAGAUAUUGCCGUCAGGUGCUACAAUGUCUUUGAGAUUUGGGAUCACACUAGAAAGCUACAGGUCUUUUUUUCCCUUCAGCUCCAGGAUUCCUAGGCUUUGAAGGACUCUGUUUGUUAGUGGUAAAACAGAGGGGAAAAAAAAAGAGGAGGAAAACAAAAAAACAGACUUACCAUGAGAUGCUGUUGAAUGGACGGGAGGCAGGCAAGAGAAGGUGACAAGUGGUAUUGAGAGUCAGACUUGCUGAAACAGAGGGCAGAUCUAGUCUAGUAAUGUUAACAAUGUAUUUAAUUGACAUUUCUUUUUUGUAAUGUGACAAUAUGUGGACAAAGAGGAAGGUGCAGGUUUUAAGAAGUUAAUAUUUAUAAAAUGUGAAAGACACAGUGACUAGGAUAACUUCUUCUUGGGGACAGGGAGGGUGGGAAGGGGCCGGGGUGGAAUUCUUGUUUUCUUUUUUUUUCGUUGUUUCUGCAGUUUUAUUUUGGCUUGGCCAAUAACUUUAGUCUUUUUUCUGUGUACCAGGUAUUGCCUGAAACAUGUGCAGAUGAUAAAAAAAAAAAAAGGAAAAAAA
Molecule: messenger RNA, 4576 nt
Organism: Tinamus guttatus (white-throated tinamou)
Lineage: Eukaryota; Metazoa; Chordata; Aves; Tinamiformes; Tinamidae
Source: RefSeq, a predicted model, not a curated record